AGAUGAAGGUGGACUACACACACUCAUGACGCUCAUUAGUUCAGCAGCUUCACACUCAAACACACACAUCCUCCAAGGACAGGACGAAGCCCUGAGCAACACACACUCGCACACUUCUAAAGACUAAAGGUUGAAGAUGGAGACGUUUAGUCACAGAGUCAACUCUUAUAUUGACUCCUGGAUGGGACCCAGAGAUCUCAGGGUCACAGGAUGGUUUCUGCUGGACGACUACAUUCCCACCUUUAUCUUCACUGUCAUGUACCUGCUGAUUGUGUGGAUGGGACCGAAAUACAUGAAGAACAGACAGGCGUACUCUUGCAGAGCCCUGCUGGUGCCGUAUAACCUGUGUCUGACGCUGCUGUCUCUCUAUAUGUUCUAUGAGCUGGUCAUGUCUGUGUAUCAAGGUGGGUACAACUUCUUCUGCCAGAACACCCACAGUGGAGGAGACGCCGACAACAGGAUGAUGAAUGUCCUGUGGUGGUAUUACUUCUCCAAGCUCAUCGAGUUCAUGGACACCUUCUUCUUCAUCCUGAGGAAAAACAACCACCAGAUCACGUUCCUGCACGUGUAUCAUCACGCCACCAUGCUCAACAUCUGGUGGUUCGUCAUGAACUGGGUGCCGUGUGGACACUCGUAUUUUGGUGCAACCUUUAACAGCUUCAUCCAUGUGCUGAUGUACUCGUAUUACGGCCUGUCUGCGGUUCCAGCUUUGCGGCCGUAUCUGUGGUGGAAGAAGUACAUCACUCAAGGACAGCUGGUCCAGUUUGUCCUGACCAUGUUCCAGACGUCUUGUGCUGUGGUUUGGCCGUGUGGUUUCCCAAUGGGCUGGCUGUAUUUCCAAAUCUCUUACAUGGUCACGCUCAUCCUGCUCUUCUCAAACUUCUACAUUCAGACCUAUAAGAAACGUUCGGGAUCCAGGAAAAGCGAUUACCCCAAUGGAUCAGUAAACGGCCACACUAAUGGAGUGAUGUCCAGCGAGAAGAUUAAACACAGAAAAGCACGAGCAGAUUGAUGGCAGUUCAUCCAUUAUUGAUACGCACACAUUAGAUCCAUGUCCACUGACCACGCUAAAAACAUUUCAUAUUUCCGAGAGAGAGAGACUCCUUACACGUUUGCACACUGCAACCUCAUUUUAUUCAUAUUGAAUCCAAAACAAAGUGCAUAAGAGAGCUACGAUUAGAGUCCAGGUUAGCUUACAUCUAGAAUGCAGAGUUGAAGCCAAAAUGAUUCGCCCUCCUGUGAAUUUUAUUUCCUUUUUCAAAUGUUUCUCAAACGAUGUUGAACAGAUUCAGGAAUUUUUUUACAGUAUUUCCUAUAAUAUUUGUUCUUCUGGAGAAAGUCUUAUUUGUUUUAUUUCGGCUAGAAGGAAAGCAGUUUUUAAUUAUUUUAAACCCAUUUUAAGGUCAAUAUUAUUCGCCCCCUUAAGCAGUAUUUGUUUUGGAUUGCCUUCAAAACAAACCACUGUUAUACAAUGACUUGCCUAAUUACCAUAACUUUACCCUAAUUCGUUUAAAUGUCACUUUAAAGGGUCAUGACACCUCCCACUUUCGGUUCGAAUCUACUUCAGAAUAUUUUUCAAAAGAUGCAUGAUAAUUGGGGGUGGAGCUCCGCAAGCAAAGGACAGGAAUGGGCGUGGCCAGCAGAGCAGGGGAGAAGCAGGGGAGUGAAAAACUGUUGUCAGUCGGCUCACAAAAUGAGACACAAACCGUGAGGAGACGCAUGAGUUUAUAGUUUACAAAGUUAAAAUGCAAAGAAAUAAACAGUGAUUUAAUGCCAGGGUUCAACGCUAACGCCCCAUUCACACGAGGCUUCAGCGUCAACGCUUGACUGAAGGCGUGUCUGAAGUUGGGGCUGAAGCGAUCGUCAUAAAGUGUCAGCCAAUGAAAUUCAGUCAGCAAUAGGCCACUGUCUGAGCUGGUGUAUUUGCAUACAGCGAUCUGAUUGGCUGACGCUUCUGUUGGCGAUUGAAAAGUUGAGCUAGUCCCAACUUCUGCAGCGAGCAACGCCUCUGAAGCGGCGCUGAUGGAUCCACAAUGCAGUUCGGCAACGCCUGACGUCACCCAUUCAAAGUGAAUGGGAAGCGUUGACGCUGACGCCCCGUGUGAAUGGGGCGUAAGGAUUUUUUCUACUGGUCCAAUCGGGCCAAUGGUUCAGAUUUUUACUUGCCCUGCCAAAAUUUUCACUGGCCCCAUUAAAAAA
This is a messenger RNA of Danio rerio (zebrafish), 2199 nucleotides long. It is a transcript of the gene elovl5, whose product is annotated as ELOVL fatty acid elongase 5. Gene Ontology annotation, biological process: fatty acid elongation, monounsaturated fatty acid; unsaturated fatty acid biosynthetic process; fatty acid elongation, polyunsaturated fatty acid. NCBI's taxonomy places the organism in Eukaryota, Metazoa, Chordata, Actinopteri, Cypriniformes, Danionidae. Gene Ontology annotation, molecular function: fatty acid elongase activity. Gene Ontology annotation, cellular component: endoplasmic reticulum; dendrite; endoplasmic reticulum membrane. The record is from RefSeq and is marked validated.